Messenger RNA from Geodia barretti, 336 nucleotides. Lineage: Eukaryota; Metazoa; Porifera; Demospongiae; Tetractinellida; Geodiidae. The record is from the annotation of a GenBank genome assembly.
AUGGCUCUGGAAGCUGGCGAUUUGCCGGAAUCACUGCGGGGCUAUCAACUGGCUCGGGCCGGUGUUCUCAAUAACGACGAGAUGGCGGAGAACGGAUUUCCCGGCAGCACGGCCGACCGUUUUCGGGACGCCGGUCGCAUCAGUGGGUAUAUGCGCGAGUUUGUACCGACUUCAGACCUCCCGCCGGCCGACGGCCUGAAUUUCGUCGGAGCCACUGUGGUGCAUCUUUUCAGCAAUCCCGACCAGGUGUCCGGCUGGAUGACUGACGUGUUCGUUAAGGAUUUCGAAGAGAACCUUGGGGAAAGCGUCGGUUCCGGCAGCAAAUCGUAUCGGUAG